AUGCGCAGUAAGGACUCGGUGGCUCCGCCCCUUUUCCAGCUCCUAAUAGUGACCUCCUGCGUAGCGCCUCUGUCCCACAGCCGUGAACGUCGCUCCCUGCUCCACUCCGCCAGCUUUAAGGGCAUCGGCCUGGCCAUCGUCCGGGCGCUCUGCACCCAGUUCCAGGGAGACGUCUACCUGACGGCCAGAGACGUCUGGAGGCCCCGUCUCUCCCCCCUCCUGGCUCUCUGCGUGUUCCUGGUGUGUGAGCGUCACAGAGGGGGGGCCUCCCCCUGGUUCCCCUACAUCGACCUGCUGCCCCCCGCCUACACCUGCCCCGCCUACUUCUGCCACCAGGUCACCGCCGCCCUGCCCAAAGGCGUCCGGCAGAAGGCCGAGGACCAGAGGGAGGCGGUCAGGGCCCUGCACUCCUCCAACCGCGAGUUUUUCAGCUAG
This is a messenger RNA of Menidia menidia (Atlantic silverside), 435 nucleotides long. NCBI's taxonomy places the organism in Eukaryota, Metazoa, Chordata, Actinopteri, Atheriniformes, Atherinopsidae. The record is from the annotation of a GenBank genome assembly.